AAGAGCGUCAUAGUUCUCUCCUGUCGUUAGAUCAGCUCGAUUGUAGUUGUGACUGAAUAACUAACUUACUUGACUCUAGUUGAACGAUUGACACUUAUUGUUUCCGGAAUUAUCCCAUUUCGUAUGAAAAAUUGAACGAAAUUAUUUUCAGUGUACGAUAAAGAUUAAGAGUUCUAAUUACUGGAGCCCAAUUGUACAGUCUAAGUCAGAUUCCUGUUGACGUUAUCCUAAGCCCGAAGAGUGAAUGUAAAAGCGGUACGAUCCUAACGUUGGUUUUCCCAUUAAGUAGAUUUUCCAAGGACGAAAAGCACGAAGUUUCUUUUUCCUUACACAAAAGAAACACAUAUAUUGUCAGCAUGCCGAUGCGAGUGCAGAAUCCGCUGCAACGCGGUGCUGGAGCUCCCGCUCCAGGCACCGUUGUUCCUCGCUUGAACCCCGAGAGCCGACUGCUGUUGGGCCCGGGGCCGCAGAAUGCGGACCCGCGGGUGCACGCGGCCAUGGCGUUGCCCCAGAUCGGUCACAUGGACCCCGACUUUCUGCGCAUCAUGGAGGACAUCAAGAUGAUGCUGCGAUACAUGUGGCAAACCGAGAACGCCUUCACCGUUCCUGUGUCAGGUACAGGCUCCGCGGCAUGGGAGGCCGCGAUCGCGAACUUGACCGAGCAAGGGGAUAAGCACUUGAUCUGCGUGAACGGCUACUUCGGGGAGCGCGCGCUGGACAUGCACAGCCGGUUCACCGAUGUUGUCGAGAAGAUCCAGAAAAACUACGGCGAGCCCUUCACGCCGGAGGAAAUUCGAGCGGCCCUGGAGAAGCACAAGCCCAAGUUGAUGUGGCUCUGUCACGCUGAAACGAGUACAGGCAUGCUGCAGGACCGCGUGGGCGAAAUCGGGAAGCUGUGUCGCCAGCACGACUGCCUCCUCAUGCUCGACACGGUCACCUCGAUCUGCGGAGCCCCUAUCUACCUGGACGACUGGCGCGUGGACGCGGCGUACGCGGGUGGACAGAAGUGUAUGGGCUGCCCGCCGGGUAUCUCCGCGCUCUCGCUUGGGCCGCGCGCGUUGGCAAAACUCGAGAAUCGCAAGGGGAAAGUGAAGAGCUGGUACUUGGAUAUGAGCAUGAUCAAAAAGUACAUGAUGGAUACGCCGGCACCCGCUGCGGGUGGAGGGCAAGCGGCCCCGCCAGCACGCGUGUACCACCACACCGCGCCGAUUUCGAUGGCCUACGCUAUGCGCGAGGCGCUCACGAACGUCGCGGAGGAAGGGCUAGAAAACUCCUGGGCUCGGCACCAGAAGACCGCUGCCUACUUCCGCAAAGCCGUCACUUCUCCGGAUUUUUUGCCCACGAAGAACGGACAGCCACUGAUGAAGCCGUUGGAACUGCUGCCCUUGGCGUCCCAGAACCAGCUCCCCGCUCUGACCCUCGUGAAAGUUCCUGCUGGUAUCGACGGAAAGCAGGUGGUCAAGCAGAUGCGCGAGGAAUUCGAGAUUGAAAUCGGCGCUGCGCUCGGCCAGUUUGCGGGUAAGUACUGGCGCAUCGGCUUUAUGGGCUACAACUCGAGCGCCCGUGCCGUCGCCGCGUGCCUAUCCGCCCUACGAAAGUGCAUCGACGACCAAGCAAACGCCCAAGACGCUUCUACUCGCAACAAGGAUGCCGUCCGUAGCGCACAGGUUGCCGACCCUGGAGCUUUCGCUGCUGCUGGCCGCUCUAAGCUCUAGACAGGUUGCUGUUCUUAUUCUGAGGUGAAGACUUGCAAGUAUUUUCUGUCUUCAGCCAGGCUUCAUUAUUACCUUUUCUCUGUUUGUGGGUUUAUUUGGUGAACCGGUACCCCAUAGCGAAUAAACCUGUGCACACAACCAGAGAGCUGAGCACUCACCGGAGGCGUUGCGCAGGGCUCCGGCCUGCCUUUGGAGGUGAGGCCUAUGGGGCUGACAGGACGACGAUAGCGCCGGGGCUUAAUUAGUUUUAGCAGAUAGCAGGAGGCUUCAGGAUACUGGUUGAUACUUACCCUUUUCUCUUUUCUAUCGUCCUCUGGUCUUUCUUUUUUCUAGUUAGGUCGGCUCCGCCACAAUAUUAUGCUAGAUUAGUAUAAUUGAUUAAAAGGGCGGUAGCAUAUAGUCCUAUGGAAAAAAAAAACACGUCCGCACGUCUCGGGCUACCGCGCUUCGCCCCCUGAUCGAUUGAUAGGUAAUGGAAAGCAUUUUCUUAAUACAUAGUGAACAUACAACUGAUGACCACACACAAUGAAAAUAUAUAAUAGAAGCUGCAUUCCAUUAACUGGACUGCUUUGCAUUGGGG
Messenger RNA from Amoebophrya sp. A25, 2295 nucleotides. The record is from the annotation of a GenBank genome assembly. NCBI's taxonomy places the organism in Eukaryota, Dinophyceae, Syndiniales, Amoebophryaceae.